AUGAAGCAGGACAAGAUCACGGCCUCCCUGCGGGACGCCUUCUCCUCCUCGAGCGUGGAGCAGGCGCCCGGGCCGGCGGCCGCCUCGCCGGGGUCGGCCGGCCCGCCGGGCUCCCUGCCGCAGCAUGCCGAUGUCCUGGGCAGCCCGCCGGCGAGUGGGUCGGCCCCGGGGUCGGCCGGGUCGCAGGGUCCCCGGUCGGCGGAUGGUCCCCCGGGCCGGGGCCCGGCCCUCGGGCCGGGGCCUGCCACUUUGACGGACCCCGGCGCGGCGGCCGAUCUGCCGGAGCACUACGCCAGCCUGAACAUCGAGGCACAUCUGCUUGCCCUGGGCGAGCACCUGGCCAACAAUCAAACCCGCUCGGCCUUCAUCUCGGGGGCCAGCUGCUCGGUGUUUGUGCCGCGCGCCCGGCCGGCCGAGGGGGACCUGCCUGUGGCGGAGGCCCCCUCGCCGGCUGACGGGCCCCCCGCCGAGGCCGACAACGAGACGGACCCGGCGCCGGUGGUCCCGGCCCCGGCCACCGGGCGCCUUGAGCGUGGGUCAUCCUCGGAGCAGGUUCGCCCGCGCGGCGCCCCGGGCCCGGAGCCCUCCUCCGGCCUGCGGCAGGUUCCCGGCCUGGCCAUCUGCAUCUCCUCGAAUGUUGCUCUGUAUACGACCAAUCUAUUUGACUCGCUGAUCGGGCCGCUGGCCACGCAUCUCCAAUCGCCGGCGCUCCAGGUGUCCGACCUGCAGGUGUUUUCCAGCUUCCUGGACAUGCUGGAGGUCCUGCUGGCGGUGCCGGAAAAGUACUACGACUCGCAGGUGGUGCUGCUGGAUGCCCCUGGCGCCGGGGACAUCCCGGAGGCCCUGCCGCACUUGGACGGGCCGAAGGUGCCGGACUUGCUGCGGCAGCUGGUCCAGCGCGCGGAGGGGGCCGGGUCGGGUCCCGGCGGUGGGCAGGCCGCCCCGCAGGCCCCUUCGCCCUAUGUCCUGGACCAUGCGCUGGCGGCGGCCGACAUGACCCCCCGGACAGCACGCCUGGCCCUGCCCCUGGCCGGGAGCCUCCGCCAGCGGGGGCACCUGUACGAGUGGCUGCACUUCGGCCUGCGGGUGCUGCUGAAGUUGGACCUGGCCGCGCGGCCCGUGGCCGCCAUGAUGGACCUGUCGGUGGACCCGCUCGGGGGCUCGGCGGCCGAGGCCUCCCGGCCGGCCAGCCCCACUGACUCGAUCGAUGGGGAUGGCUUUGUGCUGGUCCCCUCGUCCCCGCUGGCCGGGGAGGCCGCCGGCGCCGUCGGGUCGGAUGGCAGCGGCAGCGGCAGCGGCAGUGGCAGCGGCAGCAGCAGCGGCCCGGGCAGCCCGCCCUCGCCGCGGCUCGGGUCCCCGCAUGCCGCCGGCCCCGUGCAGCAGCCCACCUCAUCGGUGUCGCCGUCGAUCACCCUGCCCACCUUUGUCCGGUCGCGCAGCGCCAGCAUGGCAGCGGUCGGGUCGCUGUCGGCCCGGGCCGUGGCCCUGGACCUGGACCCCGGGGCCGGCACCGGCCCGACCGGCAGCCCGGCCGUGGGGUCUCCCUCGCCGGUGACCUCGCUCUCGACGUCGGUCCUGCCGCUGGUCGCGGCCGGCGCGGCAUUGCAGCAGCAGCAGCAACUACAGCUGCUGCCGCCGCCGCCGCCCAGCCCGGGGGCCGAUGCCGGCGAGGGUCUCCCCCCGGUGGGCACCAUCGAGGGGCCGGCCCCGGCGGCCGUGCGGCAUCCGGUGGAUCGGCUGCGCUCGGCGCCCGCCUCGGCGGUCCCCUCGCCGGCCGCCUCGCCGCCACUGUCGCCGGAGCCGGCCCCGGCCCUGGACCCGAUGCCGGGCUCGGGCCUGGCCGGCACCGCCUCUCCCACGCCCUCGGUGGGGUCGGGCCGGUCGCGCACCUCCUCGCUGGCUCAGCUGCCGGCGCUGGUCAUCCCCCCGGCCGGGUCCCUGCUGGCCGAGGACCCGGGGCUGGCACACUUGCAGGCCCAGCGCCUGCGCACGGCGUCCAUGUCGGCGCCGGGCCCGAGCAGCCGGUCGCCCACACGCCUGGAUCCGGUGGCGGCGCGGCGCACACCAACCACGACUACGACGGCUGCUGCUGUCGGCGGCGGCGGCGGCGGCGGCGGGCCGGCCUCGGCCCCCGGCCCGGCCGGCACGCAUGUUCUCCUGCCGAGCGAGGCCGCGGCCCCGGGGCUGACGAAUGCCGCGCGCCAUGCCCGGGCCCUGGGCCAGCGCCUGGAGCGGGUUCUCCUGCGCCCGGUCCUGGCCGGCGGGCAGCCGGAGCUCGUGCGGCUGCUGCUGGAGCUGGCCCUCGGGGGGCGCCUGCCUGGGCUGGCGGGCCCGGCCGAGGCCGGCGGCCCCGGCAGCCUGGCCGGGUGGGAGCGUCGCCGGACGGCCCGAGCCCGGGCCCUGGCCCGGCGCCUCCUCCGGCAGGUGUCGCUCACCGGGUCGCAGGCGGCCGUGCGCGGGCUCUUCCUGGGGCUGGCCCAUCCGCUGGGCCGGCCGGCCUGCGCGGCCUUUCCCCGGCCGCUGCUGCUGGCCGCCGCCCUGGACGGCUCGAUGCAACUCAAGCAGACGCACAUUGCCCGGGCCCUGGCGCUGACAUCGCGCUCGGUGGCCGGCGGCCAUGCCUCGCUGGCGGCCCUGCGCGAGGGGGGCAGCGCGCUGCUCCUGGCGCAGGACCCCCCGGGGCGGGAGGCCGGGCCCGGGUCGGCAGCCGGCCCGUCUCCGCUGCCGCUGCCGCCGCCGCCGCCGCCGCCGGAGAAUUUGCUUCCCCUGCUGGAGGCGUGGGCCGAGGCGCAGAACCCGGCCACGUUGUCCGGCUCGCUGCCGUACCUGGGCGAGCUGGCCGGGGCAUGGGCCGUGCCCGAGCGCCGGCUGCCCGCGGCCGAACUCCUGGCCGAGCAGAUGUACAAUUGCGAAAGCAAGCUCCACGUGCUGGCGGAGGUGCCACUGCUGGAUGCCCUGCUGACGAGCAUGCUGCGGGACCGGUCGCCGGAGCUGUUUGCCGCGGCCCUCCGGGCGCUGGUCAUGUGCCUGCCGCGGGUGGUGGCCUUCUCGGAGUGCCGGCUCCCGGCGCUCUUCGGGGUGCUGCUGUGCGCGGCUGACUGGCUCCGGUGCUUGAACCGGGUGCUCUUGCGGUUGGAGUUGGCCCUGGCCGCCGGGACCGGGCAGGGCGACCUGCCGGGGGCCGGGGCGGCCACCGGGGCCGGGGCGGCCUCGCCGGCCGGCGGCCCGGUCUCCGGGCCGGUCUCCGGAUCGGCCCCCGGCCCCGGGCCCACGCCGGGCCGCGGCCUCCCCCUCAGUCGCUUUGCCACCAAGAUGCAGCAGCGCCUGGCGGGUGCGGCGGCCCCGGCGUCCGGUGUCGGUGGCACCGGCAGCGCUGGCCCCUCCGGCGGGCCGGGCCCCGGGCCGGAGGACGACCGCGCGGCUCCGGGGCUUCCCACGUCGCCGGGGCUGCCGCCGGGCGAAUUGGCCGGGCUCCUGCCGCCGGAUCGCUUUGCCCUGGUGGCCUCCUUCCUGUCGGGGCUGCCCCAGCGUGCCGGCGGGGGCGGCGGCGGUGGCGGUGGCAUGGGGCCGUUGCCGGCGCACGCCCGGCAGCCAGCCGCCGUGGCCGUGUGCCGCGGCUACUGGACCCGGCCGUGGGACACCUUCGCCCCGGUGGCACACUUGACCCCGGACAUCGUGGUGCCGGUGCUGCCGCUUCCGGAGGCCGGGCCGGACGGGCCACGGGCCGCGGCGGCCCGGGUGUGGGCCGCCCACCAGCAGGUGUCCCAGCUCCGAGGCCAGAUCGACUCGGCCCUCGGGCCCUUCCUCUCGCUGCUGUAUACCCUCUGCCCGAUGCAUGUGUUUGAGCUGAUGCGCGGCCUGGCCGUGUACACGGAGCAGCCGGUGGCCCAGGCCCUGGGCCCGGGCCGGGCACACUCGCGGGCCCAGUCGGCCGACCUGGCCGGCGGCGGCCUCGAUCUGACCGCCACGCCGGAUGAGGCCCUGCUGCUGGAUGUCGGCCACUCGCCGGAGGAUGACCACCUGGUCAAGUAUCUGAUGUCGCACCUGGCCCGGCUCCCCUUGCACCCCCACCUAUUCAUGGGGUAUGUUUCGGUCGGGUCGGUCUGCCAGUACGAGUCGUCGACGGCCCGGCUGUCACGCAUCGACCCGGAUGACCUGGUCCCUCGGUUCUCGGAGGCCAGCCUGGAGCUGGACAGCCAGGCGCCGGAAUUGUCGCUGCGCGCGCUGCAACUGCUCCCCCCGGCCGAGGAGGAUGAGGAAGCCCGUGCCGAGGCGGGCACCGCUCCCGGCGGGACACCGGGGCAGUCGCAGCCGCCGCCGCCGCCGUCGCAGCAGCAGCAGCAGCCGACAGACCUGCCGGCCCAGCCCCCUCCGCCUCGGCUGGCUCUCCUGCGCAGCGAGCUGCUCUUCGAGCGGUCCAUGCGCGAACGCCUGACGGCCCAGCUGCGCCAGGUGCAGAAUGACUCGCUGCAUCGGACCUCCUCCAGCCUGGCCAUCCUGGCCACGACCAAGUCCAUUCUCGGGUCGGCGCGAUCGGCCAUGUCGGCCGCGGCGCUGGCCGCGUCGCAGGGGGUCGUCGACCCCGGGGCCGAGGAGUCGGCCGGGGCUGGCAGCGGCGUCGGUGGCGCUGGCGCCGGCGGCCCGGCCGCCGGGUCCGCCGCGGCCCCCCUGCGAAGUCUGCUCUUCCCGCCGACGGCCGGCGCCGGGCCGCAAUUGCUGGCCAUCCCGCACGAUGCGGCCUCCUCGUCGCUGGUGUCGGCGCACGAGCGGUCGGAGGCCCUGUUCGAGCAGAACCUGCGCCUGGCUUCGGCCUUGCGGUCGGCCGAGGCGGCCGCCGCGCAGGCUCGCGCUGACAUUUUGUCCGUCCGCCGGACGCGCGAGCUGUGGGAAUCGUCGUUGCGCUCGCGGGUGGCGCGCUUCCGAGAUGAGGCCCGCCUGUCGACCGAGCGGGCGGAGGCGGCCGACUCGGCUUGCGCCGCGGCCACCGCGCGCGCCCUCCGCGCCCAGCGCAAGAUCGAUGCCCUGGAGCGUGCGCUGCUGGCCGUGCAGGCGAAUUUGGCCGGGUCCCCGGGGGCCGGGGAUGCGCCCUUCCGCGCUGAGGCCGGGCUGCCGGCCAGCCUGCCCGAGGGUGGCUCGCCGCCCGAGCCCCCGGCCAUGACGGCCGAUGCCCCCGACGAGCCCGAGGGCCCGACGGUGGCCGAGCUCCAAAGCCAGCUGCAGGCCCUGCAGCUGCAGCUCCAGCAGCGGGACAUCGAGAAUCACACCCUCCAGCAGCAGGCCGCCCAGAUGGAGCGGACCAUCCGGCGCCUGGACCGGGACCUUGCCCAGUCGCAGCAUGCGGCCGCCUUCGCCGGUGAUCAGCUGGCCCGGGCGGCCCUGCAGCAUGGCAGCAGCGAGUCGCUCCUGCGCCAGCAGGUGGACAUGUUGGAGGCGCGCUUGCGCUUGCAAGACCGCGCACUACGGUCCUCGCGCGCGGUCAAUGUCCAACUCCGGGAACGCUGCCUCGUCCUGAUGGGGCAGAAUGACUUCCUGUCGGCGCGGGCCCCCGGGCCGGGCAGCCUGGCCGCGGGCCCGGCAUCUCGUGCCCCUGCGAUGGGGGCGGCCCCCUCGGCCGGCCUGGCCGCCGGGCCGUCGGCGCUGGCGGCCCUCGCCAUGCCGGACCCCCAUGGCCAGGAGUCGGUCCUGAUGAUGCCCUCCAGCUCGCUGAUGCCGGAGAGCCACCUGAGUGCGAUGCUGGCGUCGCGACCGGCGGCCGGGGCCGGGGCCGCCAUCGGCCAAGCCCGGGCGGCUGGUCCACUCGGGGCCGCCGACGCCACCGCCGCCGGCCGAGGGUCGGACUACAUCGACGUGUCGGAGUCCUUCUGGGACCGUCCCUUCGCCCUGGUCAAUGGCGGCGGGCCGGCCGGCCGGGCGGACGCCCGGCCGCCGCUGCCGACCCCGCACGCCGGGCCGGAGGCCCCGCCGCUGGCCUUCAGCCGGCAGGCCCCGCGCCCGGUGACCAUCGCCAGCGGGCGCACCUCCCCGGAUGAUGACCCGGCCGAGGCGGCCUGGCGCGACCUGCACCAGCUGCCCAGCGAUCAGAGCAUCGGCAGCAUGGACCCGGGGUCGGCGCUGCUGCGGGCCUUCGGCAGCGCCAGCGCCGGGCCCAGUCCCAGCCCCGGCGACAUGCAGCUAUUUGCCGGGGCCGGGCCCGGGCCCGGGGGCAGCCCGGCCGACGGGGGGGCGACCCUGCCCCUGGCCGGCACCACCCCGACCGCCGGGCGCCCGGGCGCGGCCGGCACCGCCGCCGCCGCCGCCAUCGGCCCGCACCAGGUGGCCUUCUCGCCGGCCUCGCCGGCCUUCGUGUCGGAAUUCAUGGACAGCCCGGCCCGGCCGGCGGCGGGCCGCGGCGCGGGCCCAAGGAAACGCUGAUCCGUUGGCAGUCGCCCGGCAUGGCGCCGGUCCCCGGGGCGGCCGCGGCCGGCGCGAUCUCGAUUGCGCCCGGCGGCGUCGCCGCGCGUCCCGGGUCUGGCUCCUCAUCGCCCCCCGGGGGGGGGCCGCCCCUUCACAUACCCUCUGUCUGCUCGCUCGGGCGUCGCCGGCCUGCGUCCGUCCUCGCCGCCGCUCUGCGGCUCCCCCGCCCAGGGGGGCGGGCGGAACGGCGGCGCCGGUGUGCCAAUAGAUUUUUCUCGCCCA
Fonticula alba is the source of this 6675-nucleotide messenger RNA. RefSeq lists its product as hypothetical. The transcript is spliced from 5 exons. Lineage: Eukaryota; Rotosphaerida; Fonticulaceae. The record is from RefSeq and is a predicted model, not a curated record. Bases 1 to 6411 code for a protein of 2136 amino acids.